This is a messenger RNA of Chiloscyllium plagiosum (whitespotted bambooshark), 2900 nucleotides long. It is a transcript of the gene taf5l, whose product is annotated as TAF5-like RNA polymerase II, p300/CBP-associated factor (PCAF)-associated factor. Gene Ontology annotation, biological process: regulation of DNA-templated transcription. Gene Ontology annotation, molecular function: protein binding; RNA polymerase II general transcription initiation factor activity; transcription coactivator activity. The record is from RefSeq and is a predicted model, not a curated record. Gene Ontology annotation, cellular component: nuclear protein-containing complex; histone acetyltransferase complex. Lineage: Eukaryota; Metazoa; Chordata; Chondrichthyes; Orectolobiformes; Hemiscylliidae.
GCAGCCAAUCAACGUGAAGCCGAGCGGAGGCGCCAAAGCGGCGGCGCCGUGACGGGAGGCCCCGAGCCCCGGGCCUGGAGGCCAGCGCGAAGCCGAGGACAGCCUGAGGCCUAGGCCCCGCUUCCUGUCACCUCCCCCCCCCUCACCCCCCGUGCUGUAGGAGCGAGGCCGUCAUGCAACCAUGAAGCGAGUACGUACAGAACAGAUUCAGACUGCAGUGGCUCUCUACCUCCGAAGAAGACAAUAUGUUGACUCUGAUGGAGCCCUGAAGCAAGGACCCAAGUUUUCUCAGACUGCAGAAGAAAUGGCAACUAACUUAACAGUUCAGACAGAGUCUGGUUCUCCCAAUGUGGUGUCUGCAGCUCCCUGUCAAGCUGAUCCUAAUCAGUACGAAAUACAGUUUGCACGGCUGAAAAUCUUCCUUUUUGAUACCGACUCAAAGUACAGCCAAGAAGUGAAACAAUUGCUCUAUCCUUUAUUUGUCUACCUCCACCUUGAUAUGGUUCACAGUGGUCUGAAGAGUGCAGCCGAUAGUUUCUACAGUCGCUUUCAUGGGAUGUUCCUACAAAGUACGGACCAGAAGGACAUCAUGGAACAGCUCCGGACUACUCUGAAUAGUCAGGACAUUUAUUCAAACUCCAAGCUGCGAAGCCUGACCGAAAAUAAAUAUGUUCUUAGCCUUACUGAAGAAAGUUACAACUAUCUCCUCCGCUACCUCCAGAGUGACAACAAUAGUGCUUUGUGCAAGGUUCUGGCCUCUCGUGUUCAGCUGGAUGUGCAGUGUUCUCCACAGACAGGCUAUCAGCUGUAUAAUGCCGGGACGCUAUCUCGCACCGAGGGGGUGGGCCUGGAGCCCUCUGAGCUACCCUCUACUAUGUUGCAGAAUGAAGCUGCGCUGGACAUGUUGCAGGACAGCAUAAAACGGGUAAAAGAUGGGCCUCCCUCCCUCACAACCAUUUGUUUCUAUGCUUUCCACAACACGGACCAGCUGCUCAAUACUGCGGAAAUUUCGCCGAACAAUAAACUGCUCAGUGCUGGCUUUGAUAACUCUUGCAUCAAACUCUGGAGCUUGAGGGCGAAGAAACUCAAAUAUGGCCCACAGCAAGUGGACGUCUCUCGGAUCAACCUCGCCUGUGACAUCCUGGAUGAUGAGGUGGAAGAUGAUGUGGGCAGUGAAAUGAAAAUACUACGAGGACACUGUGGGCCUGUGUAUGCUACCAAGUUCCUCUCUGAUAAUUCAGGACUUCUGUCUUGUUCAGAAGACACAACAGUCCGAUACUGGGAUUUGUGCAGUUUCAAGAACACUGGUUUGUAUCAAGGACAUGUUUAUCCCAUCUGGGACAUCGAUAUUAGUCCCUUGAGCCUUUACUUUGUGACUGGAUCACAUGAUCGGACAGCAAGACUUUGGGCACUUGACAGAACAUACCCUCUACGCAUUUACGCAGGCCACCUAGCAGAUGUAGACUGUGUUAAGUUCCAUCCAAAUUCUAAUUACAUAGCCACAGGCUCAAUAGAUAAAACUGUGCGGCUCUGGAGUACGCAGCAAGGGAAUACUGUCCGUCUCUUCACAGGACAUCGGGGACCUGUGUUGGCAUUAGCUUUCUCUCCUAAUGGAAAGUACUUGGCCUCAGCAGGUGAAGAUCAGCGACUAAAGUUGUGGGACCUUGCAUCAGGUACUUUAUUCAAAGAACUGAGAGGGCAUACUGACAAUAUAACUAAUCUUGCAUUUAGUCCCGACAGCAGUUUGAUAGUUUCUGCAUCUGUGGAUAAUUCGGUCCGUGUGUGGGAUAUUUAUAACACUUAUUCAAAUUCACUGGUGGAUGGUUCCUCCAGUGAGCUGGUGGGUGUAUACAUGGGACCUACCAGCAACCUUUUGAGUGUGCAGUUCAUGGCCUGCAAUCUGGUCUUGGUUACUGGUGUUGCACAAGAGAAAAAGGAACAAUAAGUGGACAAGAACAAUUCCUUCUGUUUAAUUAGAAGCACCUAGAUAAGUAAGCUGUAAGAGGACCAGAUGUGUCUUGAAUGUACCUGGCCAGCUUGCUGUGGAAAGACGUUUUGAGAUUAUACCUCACUGGCUUGCUUUGAUCACACCUUGCAGCUAAAUACACCAUCUGUUGCACAAUCUUCCCUGUAGUUCCAUAGGAAUGAGUGAUCCUAUGAUUGGCACUGGGACUGAUGUUGGUGGUUCUUCCCUUGCCGAGCCUUGGACAUCUGUUUGUUGCUCCAUUCGCAGUGCUGUGCAAAUUCACGAAUUGCAGAGGUUCUGGUCAGCAUGUGAGGUUAAGACACAUGCCUGCACCUCUCGUGUUGCCAUUACAUUCAGAAUGUCAGCCAGAAAUUGUUCUGAUGUUAGCUGCCAUUUGUCCAGCUGUAAAAUGAAUUAUACCACUUGUACACAGUCAGCCAAAAGGUGACUGGAAUGUUUUUGCUGUAAUUUAUUUAGCCUGAUCUUGGGUUGGCAGAACAAACAAAAUCCUGGUUGAAAUUUAAGUUCUUCUGUUACACUGGCCCAGAUGUUUAAUUCUUCAAUUUUCUGGCAAAUACAUUUGUAUGGCAGAAAUUGAUUAUGUUUCAUCUGUAAAGUGGUGUACUCAAUAUCAUGAAAGGAAUGUGAGGAUUUGAAAAGUACAUCAAGAUGCAGCCACAAGCCUUUGGAACACAAUGUGAACCUUCAGCUUUCGGUCUCCUGAAAAGCGUUCAGUAUACAUUUUUGUUAAACUGCAUAUUAAACUCUGUUUCACACAAUCAAAUAAAUCUGGUUCCUGCUCUCCAAAUCCAAUUUGUAGUUUCUGAAUGCAAUAUCAAUUGCUAGUUUUUUUUUUAAACCAGUGAUCAAGAUGUUGUGUUUGGAAGUAACACUGAAAUUAAAAUAAACUUUCAUUUGUAUCAUUGUAUAUUUA